AUGGUUAAUUUCAGAAAUAUCGUUGUCUGCGCAUGCCUUCUCGCAACACCUACUAGUGCCUUGAAUCAAGCUACGAACAACGAGAAUUCACUCGCUCAAGCACUUUCCUCUCUUCAAGGGUUUCACUCCGAGAAAAUUGGUGCUGCACUCACUGCAUUUACUGCCAGACUUCAAAAACUCGGUACCGCGCCGAAAGAGUCGACGGAAGCAAUCUAUGGACAGGUACCUUCAGGAAUCCGGGAUAACGUCGAGAACGUGCAUACUCAAGUCAUGAAAACGAUUACCUUUCCCGAAGUCAUGCAGUUUCAAAAACUCGCCGCAGAGUGGACCACUGGUGUCAUAGACGCCUUUAAGAAACAUGGUACCGCGCUUAAAGAGACUGCAGAAGCAACCUAUACACAACUUCCGUCUGAAUUUCGUGAUGAGGUUGAAAAGGCGCAUGCUAAAAUCUAUGAAAUUGAAUGGAAUGAUUUACCGGUCGAUAUCCAGGACUAUAUUCGGGAAAAUCCAUACCAGACAGCCUUUUACGUUGUGAACGGAAUCGUAUUCUUUGCCCCAGCCACGUCUAGUGGUCCAAUUCUUUGGGCGUUAGGAUUCGCAAGUAAAGGGCCAAGGGCUGCUUCAUUUGCAUCGAUGUUACACAGUGAGUUUGGCGUGGUUGGGGCGAAGAGCCUGUUUGCUUAUCUUCAGAGUGCCGGUAUGGGAGGCUAUGGGCUUGGUGCUGUGAAUAUGGCGGCCAGACUGGGUGGUGUUGCGGGCAUUGUUGGUGGCCUUUUGGGAUCGGGCGGUGCUGCUAGGAAUGGCACUGCGAAGCUUUGA
Sclerotinia sclerotiorum 1980 UF-70 is the source of this 819-nucleotide messenger RNA. RefSeq lists its product as hypothetical. Gene Ontology annotation, cellular component: membrane. Bases 1 to 819 code for a protein of 272 amino acids. Lineage: Eukaryota; Fungi; Ascomycota; Leotiomycetes; Helotiales; Sclerotiniaceae. The transcript has 2 exons. The record is from RefSeq and is a predicted model, not a curated record.